Molecule: messenger RNA, 1046 nt
Organism: Chiloscyllium plagiosum (whitespotted bambooshark)
Lineage: Eukaryota; Metazoa; Chordata; Chondrichthyes; Orectolobiformes; Hemiscylliidae
Source: the annotation of a RefSeq genome assembly
AUGAACCCAACAACAUUAAUUAUUACCAUUCCUAGCCUUGCCCUAGGAACUACCCUCACCUUUAUUAGCUCACACUGACUUUUAAUUUGAAUGGGCCUUGAAAUUAAUACCCUGGCUAUUAUCCCAAUAAUAAUCCGCCAACAACAUCCACGAGCAGUAGAAGCCACCACAAAAUACUUCAUUAUCCAAGCUACUGCCUCCGCUACAUUAUUAUUUGCUAGCGUAACAAACGCCUGAACAUUGGGCCAAUGAAGCCUAACUGAAUUAUUAAACCCAACCUCCGCCACACUAACUACAACUGCUCUAGCCCUAAAAAUUGGACUUGCACCAUUACACUUUUGAUUACCAGAAGUAUUACAAGGACUAGACUUAACUACUGGAUUAAUCCUAUCAACAUGACAAAAGCUCGCCCCAUUUGCUGUACUCCUUCAACUCCAUUCCGUCCUCAACCCAAAUCUACUCAUAUUAUUAGGACUACUAUCUACCAUUAUUGGAGGAUGAGGAGGCCUUAAUCAAACCCAACUACGAAAGAUUCUCGCAUACUCCUCAAUCGCCAAUAUAGGAUGAAUAAUUAUUAUUAUACAUUAUGCCCCUCACCUAACCCUCCUUAAUCUAACUCUCUAUAUUAUUAUAACCCUGACAACAUUUAUCCUAUUCAUCCUAUUUAACUCAACAAAAAUUAACUCCAUCGCCUCCUCAUCCUCUAAAUCACCAUUAAUAUCUAUCAUCACCCUCAUAACACUCUUAUCAUUGGGAGGGUUACCUCCAUUAUCCGGCUUUAUACCAAAAUGACUUAUUCUACAAGAAUUAACAAAACAAAACCUAGUUAUCCCAGCCACCAUCAUAGCUAUCAUAGCCCUAUUAAGCUUAUUCUUCUAUCUACGACUCUGCUAUGCAACAACAUUAACAAUCAGUCCCAAACCCCUAAACAUAACAUCAUCAUGACGAACAAAAAUUAUUCACCCAAAUAUACUCGUAACCACAUCAGCCUCCAUCUCCAUCAUACUCCUUCCACUUACACCAACUAUUCUCACAUUAAUAAUAUA